CAGGGCCUAAAAUUUCGGGAUCUUCUACCCGAUUCGGGAUCCUCUUAUUUGAAAAGUGUUGCUCUUAUUUGAAAAUCGGGAUGUUACUUUUGUUACGUUUGAAAAUCAUAUUUUGCUGUGAAUCGUCACUCUCAGAAUAGAGUGUGGUGAUUCAACGCUAAAAUAUGAUUUCUUAUCAUAUAAAAAAGUAACAGCCCAAUAUUCAAAUGAUAUUUCUCAUUUCAGAACUGUAUUUUGGCGAUAUCUUGUGUUGUGCACAACACAAAGUCGAUCAAUUUGUUUACUUUAUUUAUACCGUUUAGUCUGUUUAAUUUAUUAGCUUCUUUUCUCAUUAUGAUUCAUUUCAUGAGUAACCGAGACUUAUUCGGUCAUUUGAUUUUGGUUUUGGCAAAAGUUGCAUGUCAGCAAAAAAAAGUCAACUGCGUUCACUGCCAACCACAUAGGCGAGACAUACCCGCUGUAUAAUCAACAAAAAUGAUUAUUGUGAUAACUUUUAUUUUGAACUGUGAACAAACACAGAAAUGUUUACAUAAAAUAAUAAUCGCAUGAUGAACAGCGCAAUGUGUUCAAGCCUCAAGAUUUGAGCAUUAAUUGCAUAUUGUUUUUGGCUGCUUUCAUUCGUGUAUUGAAAUCAAUCAAGUGCGGUUCUCAUAGUAGCUCGCUAAUGUCAGAGAAAAGGAACGAGAAGACGAGUAUUGAUCGGUUUUUUGUGAAAAAACCGAAGCCAAAUGACUCUAGCGGUGUAAAUACAUCAAACGAAAAUGCGAGUGCAAUUCCCACGUUCGAACCCGAUAUUUUACAACAAAAUUCGUCUUCAACUUCAUCAGUGAUCGAAGAGUCCGAACCAAAUGAACAAAUUGCCGAAACAAAUGAAAACCAAGUCGAUCAAAUUUCAACAGCAACAUCAACAUUAAUUAAUAAAGUGGAUUUCCACAAAGAAUGCAAAGAAUGCAUCGAAUCGUUUGAAGUGCGUGAUAAAAAUGAUGCAAAGUUGCGUUAUGUUCGGUGCAACGUGUGUAUGGCAUUUCCAAACAUUGUCAAAAUGAAUACCGAUAACAGAAAACCACCUCCAAUCACAACAUCUGAAGGCGCUCGCUACCGACAGUCGUAUGUGGAAAAUCAUUUUGAAUCAAAGUGUCACAAAGCAUGCAAAUUCGCACUUAAUUUGCCAGGAGAAUUAAAGUCUGGUAUUGAAAUACACUUGAGCAAAGCAAAUAAAAAGUUGGCGUCGCAUGUAACGAAACUUUUGUAUGACGUAUUCGUCGAUGCAAAAAAACUGGGUAAUUCAGCAUGGAGUUGGCCGUCGCGUGUUGUUGGUGCCGAGUCUGGGAGACUUUUUGAAUAUGAAAACAAAAAUUCGCCAACUGUGCCUUUUUUAAAUUUACAGUACGUGAACCCAGUUGCUCAUUUGGAAUUGUUAAGCACUAUCGUAAGAUCGGACAAGGAAUGUCUUGAAAGGAAACUGAAAACAGCUCUUGCUUGUUCUCUCCGUGUUGAUGGAUCGAUUGACCGCCAACAAAUCGACAAGAUUUACAUUUUGCUUAAAAUUGUCAAUGCUGAUGGUGAGCCUGAAUUAGUUUUUCUUGGUAUAGGCGAACAGAAAUUACGAGGUGCACUUGGUCUGUUUGAUGCCGUAAAAAGAGGUAUUAUUGACAAUAUUGGUGAGCAACUGUAUGAAACUGUGAUGUUGAGCAUCUCUUCGAUUUGUACCGACGGAACUAAUGUAAAUUCUGGCGAAAAGGGUGGUUUAUGGAAAUACAUUGAAGACGAAAUACGUCGCAUCAAGUCAGUUAUACCGCUAUCAAAAAUUUGGUGCAGUGCACAUCGUAUGGAAUUGGUUUGGGGUGACGUGAGCAAAACACAUACCAUCGUGCAAAACACUUUGAACGAACUCAGUUCCAUUUCGUCAUAUUUUCGUCAAUCCGGCUUGCGUACAGCUGAGCUCGAAUCGAUUGCAGCUGAAUACAAACUACAUCUCUCGAAAUUGCCAAAAUUGUUUACAAUUCGUUGGACGGAGUAUAGCGCCGCAAUUAUAAAUAAUAUUUUGCGAUCAUGGGUGGCAUUAAUGACAUAUUUCGAUGGAAAUAAGAACAACGACAGCAAAGCAAACGGUUUUUUUAUUUUUCUUCAGAAAAUUGAUAAUCUUCGUGUCAUCGCAUUUUUGGCUGACUUAUUGAACAUUUAUUCUCGUUACCAGAAAAAAUUACAAGGCGAUGAUUUAACGAUCAUAAGUCUAGUGCAAAACAUCAAUUCUCUUCGUAAUGCACUGUUAACUUUACAGUCAGAUUUUCUUCUUGGUGGAUGGGAAGAGGCGCUAAAAAAUGACAUCGAAGAAACGGAUGAUGGAAGAUUUAUUCUGAAGCAUUUUGAACUUCAGCGAUCUGAAGACGGCCGUACAAGACAAGAAACGUCUGGCAUUGAUUUUCAAAGCAUUCGAAGUGAUAUAAUUGGUUCUAUUUUGAAUUGUCUUUCCGAACGGUUCGAUAGUGAUGAUAAGCAAAUAAAACUGAUAGAACCAUUUGUAACGUUUGAUCAACGUGCCGAUUUGCGCGAGAUUCACAAAAAUUUUGCAACUGAUCUCGAUUUGACAUCAAUUCAAUUGCAAUAUAACGAGUUGGUUCAACAAAAGAUUGCACAGAAAUUGAAUGGGAAAUUGCAUGAAAUCAUCAAGAUUCUACAAAUUCGAAAAAUUACAAAGAAGUGCUGACUAUAUUAACACGAAUUCAAGCGUGUACGCCGCAUUCAGCGGACGUGGAAAGGUCUAUAAGCGCAAAUAACAGAAUAAAGACACCACUACGAAGCAGUAUCUCACUUGAAACGGAAGUAAAAUAUCUUUACGUUCAUUUUAAUAUGCCUGAUCUCGAAGACUGGGAUCCAAGGAUGGCAAUCAAACAAUUUAUGAACGAAAAGCAACGCAAAGAUUUUUCCGGCGUUAUGGACAGAAAAGCAAAGAAUGCGCCAUAUUUUAAAGGUAUAUUCAAAAGUGCUCGAGAACAAAAAGAAGAUUCCGAUGAAGAUGAUGAAAUCAAAACAAUUAAGAAAUUUUAAAGCACUCAUAAUUAUUAAAGUUUGAUAUAUUCUAUUCGUUUUUUUUAAUUUAGCUUAUCGUUUUCACUCAAAUAUUUACUGCUCAAUUCAUAACAAUAUUUAUUCAACUGCGUAGAUGAUAAGAAGGAGAAUAAAGUCUAUUUUCAUUUAUUUUACAGCAGAAAA
Sitodiplosis mosellana (orange wheat blossom midge) is the source of this 3213-nucleotide messenger RNA. RefSeq lists its product as uncharacterized. The record is from RefSeq and is a predicted model, not a curated record. NCBI's taxonomy places the organism in Eukaryota, Metazoa, Arthropoda, Insecta, Diptera, Cecidomyiidae. Bases 665 to 2707 code for a protein of 680 amino acids. The transcript has 2 exons.